Messenger RNA from Scylla paramamosain (green mud crab), 4824 nucleotides. Its product is annotated as histone-lysine N-methyltransferase PRDM16-like. Bases 1034 to 3964 code for a protein of 976 amino acids. NCBI's taxonomy places the organism in Eukaryota, Metazoa, Arthropoda, Malacostraca, Decapoda, Portunidae. The transcript is spliced from 6 exons. The record is from RefSeq and is a predicted model, not a curated record.
GAGGAGUCUUGAGGCCGGACGCGCUCCUCUAUUGAUCACUUAAGGUAAUGGACUCCAGGUGGACAUAAAACAGCGUUAUUGUGCCCACGACUCUUUAUCCUCCAAUGCCUGGGAACGCGAGGCAAAGACGCAGCCGCCAACGACUCCCGCUGAAGGACACCCGAAGGAGUGGAUGUGUGGAAGCCAGGCGGCAGUGGCUGUGGCGGCGGCGGCGACGUCAGCCUCGUCAGAAAUAUGAAGUGAUUCCGGUGGUUCGUGGCCGAGCGGCCACUCCGGCGGGCGGCUAAUGGGGCGUGAGAGGCCUGCCGCCCACCGCCCAAAACUUCCCGCCGGUGUAUAUAACGAGGCCACUAAGGAUGGCGGGAGACGCAUUACUCUCGCUCCGUCUAGGGCACUGUGUAUAAAAUUGUCUUGCGAGGGAGGGAGGGAGUCAGGGAGGGAGGAAGUGACGGAGGGCAGGACGCGGGACUCCGAAGGUCGCGCCGAUCCCCGAGAUUUCGUCCUUCCCUCGCCUCAAAUGCCGACCUGGUUAUGAACACCCAAGUACGUGAUUUCCGUCCCUUUCCAUUAGGAAUAAACUUCAAUAUAGAGGUGGUUUUACAUGCUGGUGAAGCGAUAGUGGUGGCUCGCCCGGGGAUGUGUCGCGCGCCCCCAUUGGCCAGCGGGUGAGGGCCAGGCUCCUCCCCGCGCCGGCUGCCCCGCCCCUGCGACGCGCCGGAGAUGAGCGUAAGACGUUUCUUCUGCCGAGAUUCAUUCGCGGCCGGGACCUGGGAGGACGCGGCGACUGUCCUUCCGUGUCCUGUGUACCCCGAGCCCCGCCUCCCUCCGGCCCCACGCCUCUUCGCCGGGAGGAGCCCCACUGAGGGCCACGCCGCCAUCCGAGACGCAUCGGACGCGUGCAGUGCCGCGAUAAACCUUGACUAGGAUAGUGGAUGUGAGUGCCAAGACAGUGCCAGUGACAGUAACACUUUCCGGGCAGACGCAUCAGCCACAGCAGCAGCGACACUACUAGCAGGAGGGAGACGCUCCGGCCAUGACUUCCCUCCUCUUCCCUCCUCCCCAAGACAACUUAGUCCCGGGUGAGGAAGGCGACCGCUCCUUCCGUGACCUGUGUGACCUGAGCGAGGCGGACUCUGAGGGAGGCUCCGUGUCGCCUCGUGGGCCUCUCUCCUCUCCUCACGCCCCUCGAGGUUCACCCACACCCACCAACACGCCCGACGCCCACGAUCUCAACAUGAACGCCGCGGGGGCGGCCGCCGAGCUCAGUGCCGCCGCUGAGAGGUUCAUCACGCAGCAGCUGUCCGCGGUGCCGCCCGAGCUUGAGCUGCGCCCCUCCAGCACGGGCGUGGGCGUUGGCGUGUGGUCCAAGCAGAGCAUCUCCCGCGGCACCCGCUACGGCCCCUUCCUCGGAAAAUGGACAGCCAACGCCAAGGACCCCAGUCUGGCCUGGGAGGUGGUGUCUGCGAGGUCGGGACUCCGCGGGUGGCUGGACGCAGGGGAGAUGGGGAACUGGCUGAGGCACAUCCGCGUUGCCUCAGCCCCCGUCUAUGGCAACCUGAGGCACCUGUUGCUGGCCGGGCAGAUAUUCUACGAGACACUGAGGGACGUGCCGCCGAUGGAAGAACUACUGCUGGUGCGGAAGGCUAUCAUCGACUUGGAUACUUCGACCAUGGCAGAAGACUCAGUGCGCGUGGGGUCACCCGAGGAACGCUCAGAGAAUACAGGGGACGAUGACGACGAUGAGGACGAGGACGAUGACAUAGCACGCUUCCGGUGCCUCCAGUGUGACAAAAACUUCGCCAGUUAUGAUGAGAUCGACCCUCACCUAGACCUUCCCCGUCCUCCUCCCUCCCGCAGGUUGGACGAACACUUGGUCACAGCGCAUGGGUACGCCGCCGGCCAGUACCGCUGCGACUACUGCCCGAGAGCCUUCGCCUGGCGCCCUAACCUCAUCCAGCACAAGACUCUUCACGGGGAGUACAAGAGGUACCCGUGUGAGAACUGCCCGAGAGUGUUCACCGACGCCAUGGUCCUGCAGAAGCACAUCCGUAACCAGCACGCAGGGGCACGCUCGCACGCUUGCCCGGAGUGUGGCAAGACCUUCGCCACCAGCUCUGGCCUGAAGCAGCACACCCAUAUCCACUCCUCCGUCAAGCCCUUCCAGUGUGAGGUGUGCUUUAAGGCGUACACACAGUUCAGCAAUCUGUGUCGCCACAAACGCAUGCACGCUGACUGUCGGCUACAGAUCAAGUGUACCAAGUGUGGGCAAGCCUUCUCCACGGUCACCUCGCUCGCCAAACACAAGAGAUUCUGCGACACGGCGCCCUCCCUCUCCCUGCCCCACGGCACGCCCUCCCUUCAGGACAACAAGCUUUCCCAUCAAGGUCUCCACAUGGGCAACCUUUCUGCGUCACCGCCAAACCCUUUCAUGAUGUACCCUCGCCCGCCGCUGCCUCUCCUGCCGCCCUCACUCAUGUCUGGCUACCCGAUGCUCCCCUCCAUCCCCUCCCUCGUCGGGGGUCCCCAGCAUCCUCUCCUCACCUCUUCCCUCCUGCUGCCUUUCCAAAACCAAGGCGCCAGGGAUCAUUCCUACCCAGCACCCAAGGACGAGAAGGAAUCCAGCGACUUUGGAAGCCACAUGUCUCCAAGACCUGAUCCUUCUGAGUCUCCAGCGAGAGAGGCCGCCUGUCUCACCCCGCAGCCUCCGCGCUCUCCUUCUCGCUCCCCGAAGCAGGCCUCGGUGUUCCCGAUGAAGGAGUCGCCACGCAGCUCAGAGUCGAGGGAACUGUCAGACGAGCACAGAGACUCCCCGGAAUCUCGGCGACGCUCGCCAACGCCUCUCAAGAAGGAAGAGGGGGAGGAAGUGAAGGGCCCGACGGAGAAGAAAGAACAGCCGCUGGACUUGACUCUCCGGCGCAAGGAGGGCGAGCGGGACGAACUCUUCCUCGGCAGGUUUGAUAUUCUGUCCCACAACAGUGAUGCCGCCGAGGAGAGACUCCGCUCCUCCGCGCCGCCCGAGAUCAUCAAAUCAGUACCAGAGCCUCGCCCUCGCCAAGACCACCCCUUCCUGCGCAUCAGCGAGUUAUUGAAGGACACCACCACCACCUCCGUCGCCCCUGCCCCUCCUCAGCCACCUACUUUACUGGACGCGCCUACCAAGCUACCCUUGGCUUACCCCCGCCCCCUCCACCCCGCGGCGCUCCUCGAUGUGUAUCGUAACCUGGACCGCAGCUUAGAUCGGAGUCCGCUGCUUCCCGGUGGCGGCCUGACAGCGGGGCGCUAUCCGCUCCUGCCGCCCUACUUUCCGCCCACGAGCAUGGCGGGCUUGGGUCUUGGUCUCAACCGCAAUGCAGGACUCGACAUGUUGAAGGCGCACAUGUCCAGUACGGCGCGGCCCUACGGGGAUAUCAGCCGCCCGUAUGACCUGAUGGCAUCACACAUGCCCCGCGCCAAGGACCGCUACUCGUGUAAGUUCUGCGGGAAGGUAUUCCCGCGCUCCGCCAACCUGACGCGCCACCUGCGCACCCACACGGGCGAGCAGCCCUACAAGUGCAAGUACUGUGAGCGCUCGUUCAGCAUCUCGUCCAACCUGCAGCGCCACGUGCGGAACAUCCACAACAAGGAAAAGCCCUUCAAGUGUCCGCUGUGUGACCGCUGCUUCGGCCAGCAGACAAACCUGGACCGACACCUCAAGAAGCACGAGCUGGAGGGACCCAACCCGCCGGACUCGCCGGAGGCGCCAGACUCCAGCAGCGCUGGGGUCGACACCUCCACUAACUUCUUCAGCGACGAGAUCCGGUCCUUCGUGGACAAGGUGACAGACUCCACCACAGACGACAUGCUGGGAGACGACGAGCCGAUGGACGAUGACGACGGCAUGAAAGACCCCGUCACUGUCACCACCUCCAGCGACAGCACCAGCGCGGCGGCCGAGACCACGAUGAAGCGGCUGCACGUGGAGUAGUGGCGGGCGUGGGGGCGUCUUUAUGUGAACAGGAGCAUGUACAUAGGGGCGUGGGCGUCCCUCACGCCAUCACACGGGUUUCUGAUGGGAGAAUGAGGGAAGCCUGACACUGACAUCCAAACGGAACUUCAUCCCUGGAGGCGAGGCGCAUGAGAGGUGAGUGAGUGUGGGGCGCCACCUGGACCUGCACGCCGCCCUCAAGGUGAGCUGAGCCGGGCAGGUGUGGGUGGCUGGUGCAGGUGUGUGUGGUGCAGGUGCAUGCGGCUGGGAAAUCUGUGUGACUGGUGCAGGUGUGUUAGGCUUGGAAAGGUGUGUGUUUGACUUAGAUGAGUGUGUGCAUACUGCUAUUACAGCUGUGUGUGUGUGUGUGUGUGUGUGUGGGAUGGGUUUGUUUGUCUGUGCGCGUGCGUGUGUGUGUGUGUGUGUGUGUGUGUGUGUGUGUGUGUGUGUGUGUGUGUGUGUGUGUGUGUGUGUGUUGGUUUGUGUUUGUGUGUGUGUGUGUGUGUGUGUGUGUGUGUGUGUGUGUGUGUGUGUGUGUGUGUGUGUGUGUGUGUGUGUGUGUGUGUGUGUGUGUAGCGGGUUCCCGGUGUUCUGGGCAUGUACUUUGUGUCAUAUUCUUAAUGGAGUCUGUUAGCGUAACUGGGACAUCUCCACAGAUUUUAUAGGUUUUCCAUGUUUGUCUUUUUUUUUCUGCCUCUUGUGAAUCUUACGUCAGCGCAGCAUGAUAGGCGGCAGACAUUUGGUGUGAAGUUUUGUGCAAUGGAGUAACCGUAUUAAUUUUUAACUUAUGCCCUGUAGUAUUGUAGCUGUAAAUAACCCGUUGAUAAAUUAUAUUUUGUUAAUAAAAAAGCUGAACUGUU